Messenger RNA from Dreissena polymorpha, 3925 nucleotides. RefSeq lists its product as uncharacterized. The record is from RefSeq and is a predicted model, not a curated record. The coding region runs from base 206 to 2491 and encodes 761 amino acids. The transcript has 2 exons. NCBI's taxonomy places the organism in Eukaryota, Metazoa, Mollusca, Bivalvia, Myida, Dreissenidae.
UUGACUCUUUCUGUUCCUAUCUCAAUGUCAUAAAACAGAACAGGAACUAGUUAAUGCUUACGGUUGAGAGAAGGAGGAGGAUUAAACUCUUAGACAAACAUCAAUACAUUUAUAAAGGGAGUCGUUGCAUUUAGUUUGAGAACGAAAUUUCCGUAGAUCGUUUCUUACAUACAGAUAUAGAUCGUUUUUAAAAGCGAGUUUUAUCAUGGAUGACGUGGACAAGGGAAUGAGGAAGUCUUUUGCACUUUCCGCGGUAAUGGCCGAUAUUGGCGUGACACAAGAAAUAGCGGCUCUUAGAAGAGGUGUUAACUGGCUGUUAGAGAAACUGAUUUCGAUGUUUUUAAAGACAUCCGGUGUUGAUUGUGAAAUAUAUAUUUUUGGCAGUCAGACUGAAGGUUCAACAACAGUAGGGAUGCUCUCUGACUUCGACUUUCUUUAUUGUAGUGAUUCAAAAUGCGUUUGUUUAACCGUCGCUGAGUACCAGGCAAAUAAAAUGAAUUUCCUGGUGAUAAAAGACGACACUUCGUUACCACAAUGCUGUAGUCUACAAUUAAUAAUCGAAAGCAAAGAUGGUCCUCCAAUGCCAGUUCCUGCAACAAAUGUUAGUCAAGACAAAACGCACCACUUCAAAGAUAUUGCAUUUAUUGUGAAUCAGAAACAUCAAGUGCUUCUUUCUAACACAUUUGAGAGAUUAAACAUUGUGAAUAAGGUAAGCCCAUGGAUGGUGAACAUCUCUUACAGCGGUCCAGCCGUAGGUCUGUUUGGUCAAGAUUUUGUGUACGCUAUGCAUUGCCCAAAAUUGCCGGAUGACUAUGCGAGUUUUUUCCACCGACCAAGGCCAGGGCACUGGCCAAAACUAGAGACUAUUGCGAGGGCAAAAGAGAACGGUGUCUUUUUGGUGCCACAUGGACCUCCUAAAAGUGGUAAUAAUUGUGCAUUUGACGAGUUAAGUAGUACAGGCACGAUGCUUGUAAAAUUGCAUUCUGGGAGCAUUGCAGGAUUAACCCAAUGGCGAUUUACUACAAAUAACAUUGAAAGAUGUCUCAUGUUUGAUUUGAACGAAGUACAGAUGCAAGCAUAUGUAGUGACGAAAAUUAUUCGGAAAGAGCUUUUUGUUCCAUCGGUAGGGGAUCGACUGAGCACAUUUCAUUUUAAAACGGCUUUAUUCUUCACAGUUGAACAGGUCCCUCCACAGUUGUGGAUAGGUUAUAAGGAUAUCGAACAAUGUGUAAUAUACUGUCUCACAACACUGAAGCGUUUCUUGCAGAAACGUUACUGUCCGCACUAUACAAUUGCAGGAGUCAACCUGUUUGAAGACAAAAUUCGAACGCACGAAUACAACAGCUUGAUUAAGAGAAUUGACGGAUUGAUAGAAACGCAACUGGAAUGUAUGAAUGCAAUAACUAUGGAUAGGAUUGGACUGAGAUUGCAAUUGUACUUCUCAGAGGUACCAAUACAACAUGAUCGUAGAAUACUAGAACUACGGUACAGAAGUCGAUACAUCAUAGCAAGUGCCCUAUUUCAAACGUUUUUUACCACUUUAUGCAUAUAUUCCACGUUCUUUGAAUACAAAAAGGACCCGAAACUGAAUAAGACUGAUCUAGAAAAUUUUACGACAUACUUAAAUGCGUGCUCACAAAAUUUACAGACAGCUGCAGUUGCUUACACACUAUUUGCUCGGGAAUUCUAUAUGAUUGCCGAUAUGGUCACGUCCGUUUCGGCUUCACUCAGUGCUUCUUCCUGCCUUGAAGAAAAGCAGACAGUCACUAAAGAAAUUUAUCAAAUGUACCAAUCAUCCCUUUGCUCGGGCUUGAUGUGCAACUACAUACGCUUUGCGACAUUUCUUUUUUGCGAUGGGCAGUUUCAACGCGCAGCGUAUUUUUUGAACAAGGCCGAACGCAUGAUUACGCUCAACAUUCUUCAAAUUUCAAUUGGUGAUCGCCAACCUCAUCAGGUAUCAGAAUGCGUUCCAGCGUAUGACAUACCACUUUCAGAGACUCUCAAAAAUACAGCAGUGUGUUUAGUCUUCUGCAACAGAGAGAGGAACUGCAUUCCUUGGUUGUUACAGUUUGAACUUCAUAAAAAAUCUAUAGCGCGAUCGAAUUCAAAUCGAGGAUAUAAAUUUGAAUUUUCAGAUCUAGCUGUGGUUGAUUCGAUACCAUUUCUGUUCUACCUUCAAUAUUUAACGUUCAGAGAGCUGCUGAAUCGAGACAAUCAACUUAUGGCUUUAACUAAACUUAAAGACUACCUUAGCUUUGAGAGCAAAGACUUGCCAAGAACAAGUGAUUGUGGAGCAUCCACUCCGCUCCACGGUUUCAUUGAGACCACGCUGGCUAUGGUAGGUCAUUGUUACGAACUUGAAGAACGGAUUGACCGGGCAUGGAAAACGUAUACAUUGUCUCUACGAUUAAGUAAGCUCAACAAUGCAGCGGUUUGGCACCUUUUCAGACUUGCAGGGGAGCACGUUUAUUCCAAAACGAAACUAGGCUAGAGUUACAAGUAUGCCAAAACACUACGAACAAAUGCCGUGGACGAGUUAUAUAUGCUUGUCAGUCAAGAGCGAUGAAUUACUUUAUUAAGUCAAUUUUGAUUUCCUAAAAACAUCGAUAUUUGCAUGCGUGUACCUACCGUUAUACACAGACAUCAGUGAGGUUGAAAAUGAGGACACCUUCCAUUAUGGGCAUUCAAACUCUGUUAAAAAGACAACACAUUUGCCCUCCAAAACAUUCACGCACAAUUCAAAGUUGCAUGCAGUUGCAAAUAUCGUGGGUGAGUAUUACAUUCUUGUAAGACGAGAUCGAUUACUUUCUAUAUUGUGUCAAUUUUAAAGGAAUAUACCAAAAACAUCGGGACACACAUUCGUGUACCUACCGCUAUAUAAAAGAUUUAAAUCAAAUCUCUAAUAUGAGAUUUACAUAGACUUAGUUCCGAAAAAACUAAGAUGGUAUAUAUGCAGAUUAAUAUUAUCUGUUCACCUCCUUCGUUUUCAGACUGGUAGAUAUAAUAGAAACAAUAUUGCUUGACAAGAAAUAUAUUAUUGUGUUUGUUGUAAUGUCACGGAUAUUGAGGACGAAUUUCAUUCUGUAUGUAUUUGUUCAACAUUUGUGGAAAUAAGGAGGAAAUACAUAAAAAAUAUCACUAAAAUAAUCCAUCUGUUUUAAGUAUAUACAAUUGCUACAAUCAAUCAAUAGGUCAGAACUAAUAAAACUGUGUUUAUAUGUUAAGGAAUCGUUUAAUAUCAGAUCUAAUUUGUUAAAUCGUGUAACGUGAUUUACCAAUUGUUCAUCAUCUGUAUUUCAAUAUACAUUUGUGCUGCAUAUAUAUAUUCAUGUUUGUGGACAUUUGCUUUCUGCACAUAUGUUGACACAUAUCAAUACUAUCUACAUGUGAUAUUGACGAUGUACAUUGUGCUAGUAUAAUAAAAUGUCUGUAUGUCUGUCUGUCUCUAUACAUACUAUAAUGACGAUGAAAAGGAGGAAAUUUUUCCAUAUGGGUAUUCAAACACGCUUUACGCCAUUACUGCUGUUGGUAUAAAAUAGUACCUUGUUUGUUUUUGUAUAAUUUGUUAUGGUACAUUAACGAAAAUUCCGUAUUAUUGCACCAUUCGUUUGUAAUUUCGAUUGGUAUAGCACCUUUUAAACAUAUACACAUGGAGAGUUGAGAUUGUUAUACUUUGACGCCAUUGGAUGUUGGGUUAAUAAAAUGUGAUUUUGUUGGUUAUUUGACAUAUUCUCACCCCCUUCCCCACCAGCCUACACGAUUGACGUGAUUUGUUGAUGAAGAACGAUUAUUCAAUAUAUAUCGACGCCUGUUGUAUGUUCACAAUAUUAUUAUUUUUAGACUUAACAUGUAUUAGUAUGUGUGGUAUUUGUGUUAUAUUACUCAUACCAUGUGUUCAGUAUAGAUAAAUAAACUUAUCAAAGUA